Messenger RNA from Carcharodon carcharias (great white shark), 4560 nucleotides. RefSeq lists its product as uncharacterized. The record is from RefSeq and is a predicted model, not a curated record. Gene Ontology annotation, molecular function: oxidoreductase activity. The coding region runs from base 769 to 1629 and encodes 286 amino acids. The transcript has 6 exons. Lineage: Eukaryota; Metazoa; Chordata; Chondrichthyes; Lamniformes; Lamnidae.
CUCUUAUUCACCCAGUCCGAGUGAGGGAAUCACCUGCAGUAGCUUCUCUUCCCACAUGCUUCCCAAUUCCGGGAGACUCCUGGGCAAUUUAGGAGUGCAGCUGUCCACAAUCGGAGUUGGGACCUGAGCAAAGGAAGCAUGAAUUGCUCACUUUUACAUUCCAGCCUCCCUUCAGACACAGAGCAACAAUCUAUCAGCCUUUUUAAGUGCUUCCGUAGCAGGGCAAAUUAUACUUUGAAACCAAAACGAGCAUUUACUUCUGGGUUGGGCAUGAAAUGUCAUAGAGAAUGUAAAGAAGCCGUACAUGCAAGCCUCCUGGAAACUUUUGUGAAUUGAACCUGUUUAUCCAAAGGGAAGGACAUUGACUGAUUUAUGAUCUAGAACUUUUGGAGUUAAGAGGAAGCUGGCUCCCCAACUUUCUUGCUGCUGACAGUGAGAAGCAGGACUUACACUCGGUUUAAAGUGCAGCAGACACUCCGCCCUUAGCCUGCACGCACGGGGCUGCACGUCUUUCCGUACCGGGAGGCUGGAGCUCUCCUCCGAGCCUGAUCUUCAGCCUCUUCUCCCCCGGCCUCGCCGCCUUCGGAAGAAUCGGCUUGGAGAGUGAGCGCUGCGGACGCCGCAGCCUGGCUGGCAGACUGAAUGCGGGCUCCGUGCCCCUGCUGAUCGAGACAAACUCCCGGGUCGCCAAGCAGCCGAGCCCGCGGGGGCGGGAAGGUCGGAGCCUCCGCCAGCCGCUCGGGCCGCCCGCCCGCCACCUUUCUCCGGAUGGAGGAGACGGUCACUGCCCUGUCCGAGGCGGACAUUCAACGGCGGUCCAUGGCGGAGGAGGACCCGAACGGCAACGAGCACGGAGCCGGGGCGAGGAGCAGCACCGCGCCGCGCUGGGGACCGCAACACGCCGGGGCCAGGGAGUUGGCACAUCUUUACUCGCCAGGUAAACGCUUACAAGAAUGGAUCUGCGUCAUCUUAUGUAUAUGUUUGGUGAUGAUCAACUUCUUUUUCCUGAUGUUCCAUUUUUCCAUGGAUCACUUUUUCAAAUUAAUAAUAGCCAUUUUUGCUGGGAUUGUUACUGCGGAUUUUGCCUCCGGCCUGGUUCACUGGGGAGCAGACACCUGGGGUUCUGUUGAUAUCCCUGUCAUUGGCAAGGCAUUUAUAAGACCUUUUCGAGAGCAUCAUAUUGAUCCAACUGCAAUAACCAGGCAUGACUUCAUUGAGACUAAUGGAGAUAACUGUAUGCUUACUGUUAUUCCACUGGCCCACAUGGCCUACAAGUUUAUCACUAACAGUCCAGAAGCUGUCUGUGAAGCUUAUGCCUGGGAUUGUUAUGUGUUCUGUUUAGGCAUAUUUGUGACAAUGACCAAUCAGAUUCACAAAUGGUCUCACACGUACUUCGGUCUGCCUCGCUGGGUCACUGUCUUACAGGACCUUCACAUCAUCUUGCCCAGAAAGCAUCAUCGAAUCCAUCAUGUUGCCCCUCAUGAAACUUACUUCUGCAUUACCACAGGAUGGCUGAAUUACCUUCUAGAGAAGAUUGGAUUUUGGAAGAACUUUGAGUAUCUCGUAACAAAUUUAACUGGACACAAGCCACGGACUGAUGAUAUGAAGUGGGCCUACAAGAUGGAAUAAAAGUCUGUAAGCUGAUUGAUGGUGUACUGGGCAACUGAAGAGGCUGAGCCAUGCUUAAGAAGUGAAGAAGCUUCUGAUUAAUUUUGCUAAAUCUUGACCAGCAUCUAGAAACUUGCAUCAUUACAAGAUGUGAUGCAUGUUCGAAAGACAUUUUAUUUGCAAAUCGUUGUUGCCAUUCAGAUGAGCUGCUUACAAUGUUGUAGAAAUAAAUUCUUUGCUUACCAUUUUACUUUAAUGCACAAGAUGUUGACCAUGUAUAUGUUAUUUUGUACUCAGUAUAUAGCACCAGCAACAUUUUAAGCAAAUGAGAAGAUCAGGGUCCCAUUUUAAUGAUGAAAUUUGAAAGACUGUGACAAAAGUAAUUGCAUACUGAUCAGCCUUAAGCACUGUUGAAAUGAUUGCAAUCUCAGUAAAUUGAACAAGCUCAUGUGGGCACUUCAUACAAAGUUUAUUUGAGCUUUGUACUUAUGUAAAGUAUUUUUUUGUUUUUCAGCAUUGAUAUUGAUGAUUGCUUUAUGUGAGGUCACACAUCAUAAUAUAGAACUAAGUCAGAGAAGCUUUCACACUCCUAAUGUAGCCUCACAGUAACAUCAUGAAUAAACAAGAGGAUCACUAGAAAAUUCUGCUGUUUACUUUGGUUGUGAAACAGCUCUGGUAAGGAACUGCAGCGAUGAGUUAAUAGGUCCAUCUGGCAGUGGUUUUGCUUUUUAGCUUCUGUGGAGAUGGAUCUUAUACCACAGCUACAGUGUAAAAAAUAUUUAUUUGGUCCCAAAGGCAAUGGAAUAAAUAUCCUACAUGGUUGUCUAUAUCCAUGACAAGGACCUGUGUGGUCUACGUUUUAUGGUCAGCGGCAAAGGAGCAGCAGUAGCUGCUGACCUCUUAAGAAAACUGCCCACAAAGAUUUUUAAGUCUCAAGAGCGUAGAUUUCCUGUUCUCAGACCUCAGUUUCAAUUUGUGCCAUCUACGGGGAUCAGUGCCAUCCGGCAACAAGGUAGACAGCUGGCAGGCUGAUCAUAUCAGAUUAAAGAAUUCGCACAGACAGCAAAGCAGGAAGUAAAAAGGGAAAUCGCGUUUAAACCAUUGUACAGAAAGCUGAAUAGAAAUUGGGAUAUAUACACAAGGCUAAGUGAGAAACAAAUAUCAGAACAGACGUUUUAAAAAUAUAUUUUAUUAGCAUUCUGCAAUUUUAAAAUAUUCUGAGACUCCACAUAUGUCAAAUUAGUUUCUCAGGCCAGGGAGGUUGUUCAGCAAUAAUUAUGACUUAACACACCAUUAAAAACUCAAGUCUUGUUCUAUCAGGAAUUAUCAAUGUUUUUAUUGGUUGUUAGCUGCAAGACUAAUAUAUAAAUGGUUGAAGCUCAUGACAAAUCAAUGAUUUCUAAUGAUUGCAUUGGUGAAGACUGAAACAGCAUAGCCUUUGGGGAGCAGGGUAUCCCUAACAGAGUUUACAAAUUCCUGCAUUUAACUGCACUUGUGCAGUGCCCGAAAUUGCUGUCAGCUUUCUACAGUAACAAUAACAGUGCUGGCAAUCUCACCAUUAUCCCUACUGUAAAUUCCAGGCCUCACUCUCACUUUUUGCAGCAGCCAUGGAUGUUUAUAUUACUAGAGCUACUAUUCAAACUUAUCCUUCUUUUGAUGUUGAACAGUCCAUCCCAUUUAUAAUGUGGAGUAGAGCUCCUAGAACUAAUGCCAACACAAACAGCUGCACAUAUGCCAUUUUUGCACAGUCCUGACUACAAUUUUGUUUUCUGGCAAUAGACUUUAAGUGAAGUUCUGUGUAAGCCAAUAUAGUUGCAGUCAUAAAUAUGCCAAUAUCACAUGCAUAUUUGGUGGCAGGCGCCUUUUGUAUAUGCUUCUGACAGUGCACAGAAAAGUUGUGUGAUGGGUGCUGUCAGAAGCACUAGUUCUGGCUCAUUUAUAGUACAGUGCUGCUAAUACAGUUAGAGAUGAAACUAGUGAUGGUACUGAAAUAUAAAAAUAACAUCGCUCGAGCGAUGCCGAUCUUGAAGUAUCAUAAUCCGACUCUGGCAGCUGCAGUUAGGACACUCUUCUCUCUGACUCAAACACUUAUCCCUCUGCUGUGUUCUGUACAUUAGUUUAAUGUGUGUCCUAUCUCACACGUGCCUACGCUCUCAAAUCUGCACCUGUCAUCUGCUUCUUAGCCUUAUGUUGAAUAUCCAUCAUAACCUGUAAGAUAACUUUCUAGUUUAAUCCCCCCUCCUCGGUUUCUUCUUCACCUGUUAACCUUCACAGUAGUCUCUAUCAGUUUCUCUCAACAUUGCUAAUUUAUCUAGGACUGUAGAAGAUAGCCUCCUGUCACUUUGGUAUCCUCAUACCACACACAUUAAAUGUAAUUACAAAUGAAAUUGUGUUCCAAAAAUAUCCUAUAUUGUGCUGUAUGAACGGGGUAAGAUCCGAAUUAUAUUUCUACUUAGUUCCUGUUGAGCUAUCAGGUCAUCCUAUUUGUGUGGAUAUAAAUUCCACUGCCUCAUCGUGCUAUUUAUUAUACUGUUUCUCAAAAGUUGGCAGAAUCCAUAAGUUCAUUCAUGUAUUCUUUUUUCAUAAAGGAUUCCUUUUUGUAUCUUCUGAGGGACCAUAAACCAUAUUUGUGGUUUGGUACAUAGGGUUCGUUUAGUUUCCAAAUGAAAAUGAUACAACCUGAUGAGCAGGAUCACUCAUUGGGAGCUAUUUAAGUGGAAUGUCAUUUGCCCCCAAGCUGACCAGGACUACAAGACUGCCUGUAUUGAAUGGGGGCCCUAAUCAUACUUUUGUUUUACUGUGAUGUUGGUCACCCCACUGCUCCUUAUUCUAAUUUUAAAGCCAGGAAUGCUUGAAAAUGUGCUACUUUGAGCUGAAGGGGACUACACUUUGAAUAUGUAUCAACGAUCUUAAGUCGAGUUUAUUAAUAAACAUUUCUUUGCCUUUCUCGGA